Periophthalmus magnuspinnatus is the source of this 1068-nucleotide messenger RNA. Its product is annotated as gap junction gamma-1 protein. The record is from RefSeq and is a predicted model, not a curated record. Lineage: Eukaryota; Metazoa; Chordata; Actinopteri; Gobiiformes; Gobiidae. Gene Ontology annotation, biological process: cell communication. Gene Ontology annotation, cellular component: connexin complex. The transcript has 2 exons. The coding region runs from base 1 to 1068 and encodes 355 amino acids.
AUGGGCGACUGGUCUAUCCUGGGCCGCUUUCUGUCUGAGGUCCAGAACCACUCCACGGUCAUUGGUAAAAUCUGGCUAACCAUGCUGCUUAUCUUCCGCAUCCUGCUGGUGGCGCUAGUGGGUGACGCAGUUUACAGCGACGAACAAUCCAAGUUCACCUGCAACACCCAACAACCGGGAUGCAACAAUGUCUGCUACGACACCUUUGCUCCAGUUUCCCAUCUCCGAUUCUGGGUUUUCCAAAUAGUCUUAGUGUCCACUCCAUCCAUUUUUUACAUUGUUUACGUGUUACAUAAAAUCGCCAAGGAUGAAAAGAUGAAUGGACAUCGGACUCAUGAAACAGCGGAGGAGAGGGCUCAGAGCUGUGGGCAGGUGGAGAGAGUAGGUGUACCAUCAUAUUAUCCGAGUUUUAACGAAGACUGGGAGGCGAGAGAAAAAGAGGAGCAGAGUUUUGUGGAAGAGGAUUAUGGAGAAUUGGGCGAGGAUCCCACACAACAGUCUAAUCAGGUGUUACUCAUUUACAUCCUACAUGUCUUGCUUCGCUCGGUUAUGGAGAUCACCUUCCUGAUUGGGCAGUACUUUCUAUUUGGUUUUGAGGUUCCUCAUUUGUUUCGCUGUGAGACUUAUCCCUGCCCCACUCGGACCGACUGCUUUGUAUCCCGUGCCACUGAGAAAACCAUCUUUCUCAAUUUCAUGUUUAGCAUCAGUCUUGGCUGUUUUGUGCUAAACGUAGCUGAGUUACACUAUUUAGGUUGGGUUUAUAUAUUCAGGGUCCUGUGCUCUGCUUGUUCCACCUGCUGCUGUCAAGAACGGGACGAGGUGCGCAUUUACACCCAUCACAACCCACUAACACUGCAGCUUAAGCAUUCAUUGAGAGGACAGUUAGUGCUACAGACUCCAGCUCUUGUCCCAGAUAAGAGUAUGCUAACCCAUACACCAGCCAUCUCCUUCCAGACCGAUUCGACGGUAGAAUACACAUCCAAAAGAAGCCCAGAGAGAAGGGACAACGUCAAAGUGAAGCUAUCAAAUGUAGCCCGUACAGGACGGACUAAGAAAUCAUGGCUUUGA